Messenger RNA from Trichobilharzia regenti, 1296 nucleotides. The record is from the annotation of a GenBank genome assembly. NCBI's taxonomy places the organism in Eukaryota, Metazoa, Platyhelminthes, Trematoda, Strigeidida, Schistosomatidae.
AUGUCGGGCGAUUUUGUAGAAAGCAGGAUUACUUCAGAAUUUUCAGAAUUGAGUAUUUCUGAAGACAAGGAGAAUAUUGGAGAAACAUCACCAUCACCACCACCACGUAGCAUGAAGAAAUUUAGUCAACGAAAAACGCUGAACACUAUAAGUAAUAAUAAGAAGGAAGCGAAAACACGUCGUGACACUGCUAAUCUCUCAGAGGCUUUAGACUCAUAUUUCUUUCAAUAUGGUGGCACUACGCAUGGUAAAACAAGCGAUCAUACACUAUCACAAUUGCGUAGUGGAGAUAAUCCUGGUCUACCUGAUCCGGUAGCUCUUGAACAAUUUCGUAAUACCUAUAAACCAAAACAACUGCUUGCAUUGGAGAAAUUAAGAUCCGAAUUAGGCCCAAGAUUGUUUAGUAAUUGGAAAAUUUAUUUACGUGAAGGUUUCAACAUCCUAUUGUACGGGAUUGGAUCUAAACGACAUAUUAUCCAGGACUAUCACAAACAAUAUUUAUCUGGUACAGAUUGUAUCGUCAUUGCAGGGUAUAAUCCUUCGGUAAAUAUUCGACAGAUUCUCAAUUGUAUUUGUAAAGAGUUCUUGCAUGCUGCAGACAACUGUAGAAAUCCAACAGAACAAGUUCAACUCAUAUGCGAUUUUUUCAAAAAAGAUGAAGCCGCAAAAUCACCUUUAUAUCUUCUGAUAAAUAAUAUUGAUGGACCAGGAUUACGUAAUGCUAAAGCUCAAGCUAUUUUAGCUCGCCUAGCUGAAGUACAACAUAUUCAUUUAAUUGCUUCAUUGGAUCAUGUUAAUACGCCUCUGUUAUGGUCUCAUAAUGAAUUGGCUCGAUUUUCAUGGAUAUGGGAAGAUUGUACUAAUUUUCACAGUUAUACAGAAGAAACGUGUUAUUCUAAUAGUCAAAUCUUACAAAAUAUUCUUGGUGGAAUUGGAAGUGGAUCAGAUAGCACUGGUAGCGCUGGAGCAAUGUUUGCAAGUCUUCGUCAAGUGGCUGCAUCACUUACACAAAAUGCACGUGAUAUCUACAAGAUGAUUGUAGAAUACCAGUUGGAAACGCCACUGCAAGAAGGCAAAGGAGCUAUAAACGGUAUCGCUAUGGAAGAUUUAUACUGGCGUUGUAGAGAUGCUUUUCUUACAAGUAACGAGACAACAUUAAAAGCACAAUUAACAGAAUUUCGUGAUCAUAAAUUAAUUAAAAUUAAAAAGGGUCCCGAUGGUACAGAAUUCAUAUAUAUUCCAUUAGAUACUGUGAAUCUACAAAAAUUAGUUCAAAAUUUCGAUACACUUUGUUGA